This is a messenger RNA of Tachysurus vachellii, 3318 nucleotides long. RefSeq names its product spleen tyrosine kinase (gene syk). The transcript has 15 exons. Bases 397 to 2277 code for a protein of 626 amino acids. Gene Ontology annotation, cellular component: cytoplasm; extrinsic component of cytoplasmic side of plasma membrane. Gene Ontology annotation, molecular function: non-membrane spanning protein tyrosine kinase activity; signaling receptor binding; ATP binding. The record is from RefSeq and is a predicted model, not a curated record. Gene Ontology annotation, biological process: B cell receptor signaling pathway; regulation of platelet aggregation; neutrophil activation involved in immune response. Lineage: Eukaryota; Metazoa; Chordata; Actinopteri; Siluriformes; Bagridae.
UAGAAAAAACACCAAAGGAAGUAGCUACAAGUAAGUUAAAACGAGGAAGCUCACAAAAACUACCACUUAAAUAGAACUGCUUAUUAAGGUCUGUGACAAAUUUUAUGUAAUUGGUUUUAGAAACUGGAUUUCCAGCAAUAAGUUCUAGCUAAAAGUCACCUGACUCGCUGGGUUUAAAGAUUCUUUCGUUCUUGAGCCAGUGGUCUAAGUGUUGCUGCAGUGUCUCAACUAUCCAUAGAGUUUUUGGCCAUACCACAUCCUGUUGAGCUAAGCAGCGCUUCAACAUGGUUGUCACAGCACAGUCAUACAGACUCAAGUAGAAGAGAAUUGAAGACUCCGUAUAUAAGGUAACAAGUGAGUAGGACUUCUUCGGUAGUCAGAGGUGAGUGAGCAGUCAUGGCAGACCAGGUGCAAGGCUUGCCCUAUUUCUAUGGCAACAUCACUCGAGAAGAAGCUGAGGACUAUCUGAGGCAAGCAGGCAUGAGCAACGGCCUCUACCUGCUCCGCCAGAGCCGCAGCUACCUGGGAGGCUUUGCACUGUCUGUGGCCUAUAACCAUCAGUGUUACCACUACACCAUCGAGAGAGAGAUGAACGAUACAUACGCCAUAGCAGGUGGAAAAUCCCACCGUACUCCAGUGGAUGUGGUCGAUUACCAUGCUCAGGAGACUGACGGCCUGGUGUGUCUGCUGAAAAAGCCCUGCAAUCGGCCCAGAGGCGUCGAACCCAAGGUGGGAGCUUUCGAGGAUCUGAAGGAGAAGCUCAUCAGGCAGUAUGUGCAGCACACAUGGAAACUGAAGGGUCACUCAUUGGAGCAGGCUAUCAUCAGUCAGAGGCCUCAGCUGGAGAAGCUGAUUGCCACUACGGCACACGAGAAGAUGCCCUGGUUUCAUGGGAUCAUAUCACGGGAAGACUCUGAGCCACGUUUACUCAGCCGUCCCACCAAUGGCAAAUUUCUAAUCCGGCAGCGAGAUAACAAUGGCUCCUAUGCACUCUGUCUUCUCCACAAUGGCCAAGUCAUGCACUAUCGCAUUGACAGGGACAAAGCUGGCAAACUCUCUAUUCCUGAUGGGAAAAAGUUUGACACACUUUGGCAGUUGGUGGAGCAUUAUUCUUAUAAACCUGAUGGCCUGCUCCGGGUGCUGGUGGAUCCCUGUCCACGACCCGAAGGCCCACCUGCACUUCCUGGAAAUCAUCCUGAUCUGGGUGGCACAAGUGGAAUUCUCUCCAGAAUCAGAUCCGCUUCCUUCCCCAAACCCGGUCUCAAAAAGACAGCGUUAAAGAGGUGUAAAGAAAAGAUCUUAGAUGUUUGCCCUAGUAAGCUUACAACAUACCUUCGCAAAAAUCAUGAGACAGAUAAUACUUAUUCACCGGGGGCAGCAGUGCCUACCACAGAGGAUUUACCCAUGAGCACUGAGGUGUAUGAGAGUCCAUAUGCUGACCCUGAUGAACUUCGCUCAACUACAGUGGACCGGAAAAACUUGAUCCUGGAGGAUGGAGAGCUUGGCUCAGGCAAUUUUGGCACAGUCCUUAGAGGCAUUUAUCAGAUGAGGAAAACACAGAAACAGGUAGCAGUAAAGAUCCUGAAGAACGAUGAUAACAAUGCUGCAGUAAGGGACGAAAUGCUUCGUGAGGCUGAAGUCAUGCAGCAGCUGGACAACCCCUACAUAGUGCGUAUGAUCGGCAUCUGUGACGCCGAGAACCUCAUGUUAGUCAUGGAGCUGGCUGACCUUGGCCCUCUGAACAAGUAUCUGCAAAAGAAAAGACUUCCAAUUAAAAAUGUCACUGAGCUUGUGCAUCAGGUCUGUAUGGGGAUGAAGUACCUGGAGGAGCAUAAUUUCGUUCACAGAGACUUGGCAGCCCGCAACGUGCUGUUAGUCACACAGCACUAUGCAAAAAUCAGUGACUUUGGCCUGUCCAAAGCCCUCACCAGUGAGCAUGAUUAUUAUGAGUCUAAAGGUCAUGGUAAGUGGCCUGUGAAGUGGUAUGCACCUGAAUGCAUGAACUUCUUCAAGUUCUCCUGUAAGAGUGACGUGUGGAGCUUUGGGGUGUUGAUGUGGGAGGCUUUUUCAUAUGGACAGAAGCCAUACAAGGGGAUGAAGGGAAAUGAGGUAAUCCAGUUGAUUGAGAGUGGCGAGAGAAUGGCGGCUCCACUGAACUGCCCAUCUGAGAUGUACAACAUCAUGUUGAAAUGUUGGACAUACAAGGCGGAUGAGAGGCCAAGCUUUUCUGUGGUGGAGCCCAGGCUAAGAGACUACUACUAUGACAUUUCUCAGUGACCAUCUGGAAGAAAACAGAAUGAAGAGUUUUUCCCCAGGAGCAGUUUGUACAUGGUUUUAAGGACUGGCCACACUGAUUUAUUUAAUAUAAUAUACCUGCAACCUUAUUCAAGUCUUCUUCUUAAUAUGCCCUUUUUUGCAAGCCAAAGUUCAAUGAGAGCCUGCUGUCUUGGUCAUUUUUCUACACGUCUAAAGACUUGAUAAUUAGCAAUAAAUAGAGUAGCAAAUUGAAACUUUCACAUCACCAUUACUGCAAUUUUUAAAAUCACAUAACUGUUUUCUAUAUUAUGUGAUUCUAUUUAAACAUUUCCCUGUUUUACUGGUUUCAUUAGAAGCAUUUUAGCAGUGAAAGAACCUUUUUAAGAACAUUUACAUUAUAGUAUUACAUUACAUUUUUAAGAACAUUUACAUUCUACAUUAUAGUUAGUGUGCCUGUGGACUGGUAUAACUUCUAAUCUCCUAAAUAGGUUAAUGCACUGAUUCACCCAUCACAGAGGAUUUUUAUUCAACGUCUUGUCCCCAUCCCUCAAACCAUUGAACGUCAUCCCACUCACUUUUUUGGUACCCCUGUUAGCCUGUUGUAAAGAUGACAUACAUAAACAUAAAUAUAAGCAUGCUCUAAGACUUGGGAAUGUGAUGCCAUGACACAGUGUCUUAUAUUUUGUCAGCAUGUCUCAGUGAAAUAGCCCAGCCCAGAUUAGCUAUUUGACAAGGUUUCAUACAAACUGAGUAUACUAAAAGUUUGAGUUGUUAUAGUGGGAAGCUAUUGUUCUUUGAGGAAAAGGCAAAACCAGAGAAGAUAAUAUAUGUAAUAUAUGUAAACACAACAGGAAUUCUUGUUAUGGAAAAAUAAUCAACGAAAGGGUGUCUCGAAACAGCAUGUCUCAAAGUGCUUUUAUUCAAACAAUGGCAACAUUUUUUUUUAUCUUUUAAAGAAUAGCAUCAUAUUUUGCAUGUGUUUAUCAUUGCAUUUAAUGUUAUCCAUGAAACAAGUUAGUUAUAAAGCUCUGACAAUAAAGAAUCAUUCCAAUGCUAAAUACA